This is a messenger RNA of Penicillium olsonii, 1128 nucleotides long. NCBI's taxonomy places the organism in Eukaryota, Fungi, Ascomycota, Eurotiomycetes, Eurotiales, Aspergillaceae. The record is from the annotation of a GenBank genome assembly.
AUGCAAUUUGUACGCAAGGCCGAAGAAGCCCUGACAGGCAAGAAAGAUGAGUCGCAUGAGUCGACUCAGUCUUCCAACAAUGGACCUCACUCGUCCAACUUGGCCAACAAGCUUGACCCCCGUGUUGACAGUGACCGUGACAACCGCGCGGCCCACACUGAUGUCGACGACAAGCAUAUCAGCACUUCCAAGAACUAUGGCCAAGGCACUUCUGGAACAACCACCACUGCUGGCACCCACGAUCUUGGAGACAAAAGCCACAGCUCAGCUCUUGGCUCGACUACUCAUGGCACCAACAAGCCUGUGACCGGCGCUGAAGCUACCACAUACGGCAGCAGCAGUACCAACGCAGGACCUCACAGCUCGAACAUCGCUAACAAGGCUGAUCCCCGCGUUGAUUCUGAUCGUGACCCCCGUAGCCGCCACGAGCAUGUCACCGAUGUUGGAUCAACUGGAGCAACCCACGGCACCAGCACCAACACAGGACCUCACAGCUCGAACAUCGCCAACAAGGCUGAUCCCCGCGUUGAUUCUGAUCGUGACCACCGCAACCGCCAUGAGCAUGUCACCGAUGUUGGAACUACAGGAGCAAUCCACGGCACCAGCACCAACGUAGGUCCCCACGACACCAAAGCCGCCAACAAGCUCGACCCUCGCAUCGACUCAGACCGCGACAAUCGCGCCCUCCUCUCUGGAGCCGGUACCGCCCCUGCUCUCGGUUCCACGCAUGGAACUCACGGCCCCAGCUCGACCAUAGGCUCUACCAUUGACCCCCUAACCGGUACCGGGGCUGCCCACAGCACCAAUGCCGGCCCCCAUGACACCAACCUCGCCAACAAGCUUGAUCCCCGUAUCGACUCGGAUCUCGACGCCCAGGCUAGACACCAGUCUCUUUCUGGUAUUGGUGCUGGCACUGUCACUCACGGUUCUCACUCCCGUGACACGGCUUCGGGUCUGGCUCCUGACCAGGGCCUUGCUGGUAGCAGUUACAACACUCCGACUGGAACUGCUACGCGCACUUCUGGCACUACUGCUACGGCUGGUCCUCAUGACUCAAGCAUUGCGAACAAGCUUGAUCCAACUGUGGAAUCGCAUGUUCCUGCCGACAGUGCCCAGCGAAAGAUCUAA